This is a messenger RNA of Trichosporon asahii var. asahii CBS 2479, 1563 nucleotides long. Its product is annotated as quinate permease. Bases 1 to 1563 code for a protein of 520 amino acids. Gene Ontology annotation, cellular component: membrane. The transcript has 3 exons. The record is from RefSeq and is a predicted model, not a curated record. Gene Ontology annotation, biological process: transmembrane transport; carbohydrate transport. Lineage: Eukaryota; Fungi; Basidiomycota; Tremellomycetes; Trichosporonales; Trichosporonaceae. Gene Ontology annotation, molecular function: carbohydrate:proton symporter activity.
AUGGCAGGCGGAGUCAAGAAACCCAUCAACAUCUUCCGCCUCGGCGACCUCGGUGAGCCAAAGGGCGUCUUUAACUGGCGUCUCUGGUUCAGUGUUAUCUCGUUUGGUCUCCUCGGUGCGGCCCGAGGCAUUGACGAAGGUCUCAUUGGCGGCGCGUUCCGCUCCAAGAACUUCCAGGACCUCAUCCACUUCAAGGACUACUCGGAGGUCGAGCAGGCGAACAUCAAGGGUAACGUCACGUCCAUGGUUCUCAUCGGCUCUGUCGCAGCCAGCGCUUUCGUCGUCUGUGACCGUAUCGGUCGUCUCUGGGCUACCCGCCAGCUUUGCAUCUGGUGGGCUGUUGGUAUUACGAUCUUCCUGUGCAACCGAGGCCAUCUUGGUGCGGUGUACGCUGGCCGUUUUAUUGCUAAUCUUGCCUACUGGUCCAACUACGGGACGGAGCGACACAUGGGCUCAAACGUGAAGGAGCGGUGGAUGGUGCCGUCGUCUAUUCACAUCAUGUUCGCCGGUCUCAUCUUCAUUCUCUCGUGGUUCCAGUACGAGUCUCCGCGCUACCUGAUCAAGAGGGGCCGGGUUGACGACGCCCGCCACGUCAUGUCUCGCCUCCGCCGGCUGCCCGAGGACGAUCCCUACGUGUGCAAUGAGAUCGCGGCGAUUCAGCACGCGCACGACAGCGAAGUUGAGGCGACGCGCGGCAUGACGUUCUGGCAAACGGUUAAGGAGACAUUCACGAGCAAGGGAAACCUCUACCGACUUUACCUUACCACCUCUGUUCAGUUCCUGUCCCAGUGGUCCGGCGCGGGUAGCAUCACCAUUUACGCGCCCGACUUCUUUGAGAUCCUCGGCGUGAAAGGCUCUGAGCAAGGACUUCUCGUGACCGCCGUCUUCGGUCUGGUCAAGCUCGGCGCGGCCCUCAUCUGUGCCCUCUUUCUCGUCGAUGUCAUUGGACGCAAGCGCUCCCUCCUCCUCGGUAUUUCGCUCCAGACGAUUUCCAUGGUGUACGUUGCCGCGUUCCUAUCCACCCACCCCAAGCUGGGUAUGGAUGACCACUACCACCUGCCGACCAACUCGCUGCCCGCCUCUCGCGGUGCCAUUGCCAUGAUCUACCUCUCCGGUUUCGGAUGGGCACUUGGCUGGAACUCGAUGCAGUACCUCCUGACUGCUGAGCUGUUCCCUCUCCGCAUCCGCGCCAUCGGCACAUCCUGGGCGAUGGCGCUGCACUUCGCCAACCAGUACGGUAACGCGCGUGCCGUGCCCAACCUCCUCCUUCCAACCAGCCAGGGCGGCAUCACAGCUCAGGGCACGUUCUGGUCCUUCGCAUGCGUGACCAUCAUCGGUGGCGCGUGGGUCUGGUUCUUCGUGCCCGAGACGGCUGGACGCAGCCUCGAGGAGAUGAGCCGACUGUUUGAGCUGCCCUGGUACAAGAUUGGCAGGUACGGCAACAAGUUUGCGGAGCAGCGCGAUGCCGAGGAGCGCCGCGAGGACUUUGAAGAGGACAAGAUCGAGGAUGUCCAGAACGAGUAUGACGAGGAGAAGAGGCGCAAGGAGGCUCCCCUUGUCUAA